Linum trigynum is the source of this 1316-nucleotide messenger RNA. Lineage: Eukaryota; Viridiplantae; Streptophyta; Magnoliopsida; Malpighiales; Linaceae. The record is from the annotation of a GenBank genome assembly.
AGUGCAACUUGUCUCAAUAAUACUCCUUCUAUCCUUAGCAGAAAAAUGGCUUUCAACAAUGCUCAACUGAAUCCUGCAGCAGUAUUCAGCAAUAAAGGGUUCAACAGUCCUGCAACCUACUCUCGGUACCUUCGCAGGUUCCGAGAUCGUCCCAUCUAUCCCUCCUUCUCAAUUCAGCCUUCUGGCUUCUCCAAAUAUGACAUGAACAUUUCCUCUCUCAUUGAUGGUCUUGGAUGGGGCUCAUUGACUGAGAACAUGAGGUUUAGCUAUUGUUCCGAGGCAGAACACAUGUUCUAUGUCAACCUCGUUCCGGGUCCUGGGUGCGACCCAACCUUCUUCACAACCACUGUGUUCAAUUAUGAGAUCACAGUUACUCCUUCUCUCUUUGCCAACUUCCUCAAUCUCCCUCACAUAGGACUUCGGGCAGGCACAGAUGGUGAAUUUGUUGCUCGAGGCUUUCGCUUUGAUGCUGCUCUUGCACGCUACACUCGUGAUAUCGGGGAAUUCUUUCCUUCUCCACUCGUUGCUGGUCGUCUGCCUGAUGACUUGAAGGUGCUUCACUUCUUCAUUACUAGGUGCUUUCUGCCUCGUGAUCUCUCCAGCACUAAUCUCCUUCACUCAGCUGACCAAUGGAUCCUAUCUAAUGGCAAAGAAGGUCGCUCCAUCAGCUAUGCUUCACUAAUGUCCACCCACAUAGUUAAGUUUGGACUUGAAUACUAUAGUGGUCCUCUGCCCUUUGGACCCCAGAUCACCAAACUUCUCUACCGGUUGGGAAUUGAUCUGCGUGAUAAGAUCACACUCUGCAAUGUCUUGGAUGAUCUUCGUCCCCAGCAUGUCCUAGCCAAGCUGAAUGCUGAGCUUGGCCCCCGUAAGCCUGUCAAUGGCUCAGGGGGAGUCAUAACGAGUCCUGGGGAUUAUGUAUCUGGGAGACUUGUGGAUGCUCUUGUUGAUGCAGCUAUAUCAGUCAUCAAGCGCGAAUCUUCAAGUACUACAAAACAAACCACUGCUCUGAAGAGGUUGAGGCAACAAGACUUGAUGUGGCCCAAGUUUGUGUAUGAGUUAGGUGCAGUCAAUGACUCAAUUAGUGUUGACUCCGAGUCAGACGAAGAAGAUAAAAUUUUGUAGUAUGAGUCUCCACCUGAGUAUCCGUUUUAAGAGUUAUGGUUAGUUACCACAAAUGGAGUUUCUAGAGUCUUGGUAGUAUCGAGUGUGUAGGAGUGUGUCUUGAUAGGUGUGGAAUCUUUUACUAGUUAGGUUGAGUUCUUAAUGGGUUCUGUUCUUUUUAUUUGAAGUAUGAAUAAAAAGAUUCUCCUCAA